Molecule: messenger RNA, 2773 nt
Organism: Stylophora pistillata
Lineage: Eukaryota; Metazoa; Cnidaria; Anthozoa; Scleractinia; Pocilloporidae
Product: ankyrin repeat, SAM and basic leucine zipper domain-containing protein 1
Cellular component (GO): pi-body
Molecular function (GO): protein binding
Source: RefSeq, a predicted model, not a curated record
AUCUGUAUGAAUAUGGUCGGUAGCCUUUUUAUGAACUAAGCCAGUUUCGUUAGUUUUUUAAAGCCAGUUUCCUUUGCAUCUUACGAAAGAUAAGGUGAGUAGAGAUGUAUCAGCCCGCAGGAGCGGAGGAUUCCGACUCGGACGAUGACGGCUUUUACAUGGGCACUGUUUACAACACGAACAGUGAUUUCGGCGUUACAAAUGGUGACAUAAAGAAGACAGAUCAUACACAAAACGACUUCUCUAUGAUGCCUGCUGGUGCAGAAUUUGACGAUGGAGAUAGUGACGAGUUUGAUUUUGGUACUGCUCCGGCCAGGUCGAUGAAAGCAACGCCGAAAAAAAUUGAUAAGACAUCUAUUACAAAUAAUGACAGGCAUAAUAAGCUUAGUUUAAACCCAGUGUCAGUCACAUCCGGAACAGGUAGAGGACGAGGACAGCUGCCACAGAGAGGGAGAGGACGAGGAGGAUUUUCAAGGCCAUCUUUGUCGUUUGACAGCAAGGGAAAAUCAUCAAGAAGGAGCAAUUUCUCGUCAAACAAUUCAAAAGAAGCAGAGGCUAAGAAAGCUGCUGCCAUGUUAGCUGUGGAGGAUUUGCGAGUAGCAGUUGUGAGAGCAAAUAGUACUGCAGUUGAAAAAUAUUUGGAUGACGGAAUUGAUGUAGAUGUUCAGCUUAAAUCAGGGUGGACUCCAUUGAUGCUAGCUGCUAGUUUAGCAUUGCCGAAUAUGGUGGAACUUCUUGCUAAUAAAGGAGCCAAUGUAAACUUCCAGAAAGAGAUGUACACUGUUCUGAUGGCAGUAUGCGCUGUUCCUGGGAACAAGCCAGAGGAGCACGUCCUCGCAUGUGUGGAACUGUUGCUGGAAAAGAAAGCCAGAGUCAAUGUUUAUGACAAAUUUCGAAUGUCACCCCUGAUGUAUGCAGCAAGGGAAGGAAGAGUUACAGUCUGUGAAAUCCUACUAGAACAUGGUGCAGAGAUAAACAAACAGGAUAUGCGAGGCUGGACGUCCUUGUCAUGGGCUGCCAACCGAGGUCAUGGCAGAGUUGUGCGCAUUUUGUUGGACCAUGGAGCAGACCCUAAGAUAUACUCUAAUGAUGGCCAGGCGCCAAGUGAUAUUGCGUACUCCAGUGAGCAUCAUUGGAUUGCAGAUAUGCUCUCUUUGGCUGCAAGUGGAAAGCAGCUGCCCAGUGAAGUGGUUCCACAACCUAUGGCAUCUUCAAAAGUUCAUGUGAAUGAGGAUAGUUUCAGUCCAGUGAGGUAUGAUGACCUUGACACGUUUUUGUGUGGCCUGGAGUUGAGACAUUUAUUGCCAGUAUUUCAGGAACACAAGAUGACUUUUGAGGAAUUUCUUAAUCUGACUGAAAAGGAGCUUGACCAGAUGGGAAUAACUCAAGUGGGUGUGCGGACAAAGAUAUUAGAUUCCAUAAGAGAAGUUCACAAAAAGGAGUGGGAUAUGUCCAGCUUGCAGUUGAUGGAAAAACAUGUUUUAAGUGCCCCAGAAGUGACCGUUAUUUUGGCCAAUGUGUCACGACACUUGGCAUUUGUCAGAAGCAGUGUUUCCUAUGUACAGAAACACCUUAACACCAUAAAAGAGCCUCUGGAAUUUGUGCAGGAUGUUACAGAAGCCGAAGGAAUGGAAAUGUACUCUAAGGAAGCUGUGGACAAUGUUGAAAGCUUGAAUGAUGAACUGAAAACCGUGAAGACAAGAAUUUCUAAGAUCAAGUGCAAGGUGUCUAACACAGCCCCAGACCUGAUAACCGAUGAGAAACCCCAGGGUACCCAAUAUUCAUCAAGAAGUGGCUUUUUACUUUUAGCAGGAAUGGCAUCUGUUGCACUGGGUGCCUUUUUGAUGCACAAGGCAUGGCACAGGACAUGAAGUUCAGUGCGGUUACCACUUAACAUGUUGGUGUAUUGUACACGCUACUGUUAUCUUUCAUUGCAAUGCUUCUGUUUGAUAAGUGGCUGGUUCCACUUUAACUUUCUUGUAUGCAGAGAUUCACACAGUUCAUCAGUAGAAUGCAUGCUAUGUGAUGUCUUCUUUUGUUGUCCCUUUAUGACUAACAUCGGUAUCAGUAUUCUCUAUACGUCUCCUUUGGCACAGACAAGGAGAAUUCAUUUAACAAUCAUUAAGCAUUGGGUAAAUUGGUGAUCAUUUCCUUUAAUCUUAUGAUCUUUAGUGAAUGAUUCAGCAGCAUUACUGUAAGGAGAUAUUAAAUGCUGAUCACACUAAGGGUUUAGAGAGUUAAAGGAGGAGUAUGCUCUAUAUCAUUGAAUUUUUAACUCUUACUAUAAAAAACCACAUUGAAAAAGUUGCUUCAUGUUUUGAGAUUACCAAACAGCUAGUAAGAAUUAUCUCCACUCCUUUUCACAUUAAUUUUCCCAUUGUAGUAUUAAUUAUUUUGCUUACAAGGGAGUUUAAUUAUUUUGAUUCUUUACUGUUCAGUGUUAGAGAAAGACCAUUCCAGUAUUGCAAUGAUAAAUAAAUGCAGGUUCUGUCAUGUACAAUAAGAAUUUGAUGAAAUUCACUCUAUUUCGCACCUUUAAGAUUAUUUUCUCAUCCUCAUCCUAAAACAUUCCUUGUUAUUGUAAAGAUGCUUUUAUAUUUGUAUAUAUUCCUGUUCUUUGAAUUCUGUUUGAACUAUUGUUGUUUAAUUAUUAAAAUGAGGAGGGUUGUUUAUUAAGAUGGUACAGGCAAAAGUGAGUAAUAAAUGACAAGAUCAUUCUUUUGUAUUAUAAAUCUAUAAAAAGUUGGAUGAAUAAAAUCAUUUUUCAUCUGUA